Seriola aureovittata is the source of this 6629-nucleotide messenger RNA. RefSeq lists its product as uncharacterized. The transcript has 15 exons. The record is from RefSeq and is a predicted model, not a curated record. The coding region runs from base 594 to 5795 and encodes 1733 amino acids. NCBI's taxonomy places the organism in Eukaryota, Metazoa, Chordata, Actinopteri, Carangiformes, Carangidae. Gene Ontology annotation, molecular function: protein binding.
GUAGCUAACAGUCCUGAGUGAGGCACAGCUUGCGUUACAGACAACGGCUGUGUGAAUGAUAUGCGUUUGAAGGAUUUAUACGUCACUUGUAUCGGGAAAUUUUGCUACAUUUAGUUUGUGCCCAGUAAUGAGUGUGUCUACGGAGGAAGAGUAACUUAGAGCCUACAAGUAGAGAAGGCGAUAGGCAAGCCUAUCAAGAAAACAGAAGCUGGAAAUAAUGUAGGUGCAGGUUAUACUGCCUCUAAGCAACUUCCCAAGGAACAGGCCAUGACCACGCCAAAUGACAACCCACUUAAGAAAGACAGACCAGUCUCUCCUGCGCUCAGCUAUGUUUCCAUGAAAAGUGACUGGUCCAAGGACAACCCUCCCAACUUCAGUGAAGGAGAACCAAGAUAAGAUGUUUUAGUAAUGUUGGGGUUCUGAUACAGGGAGAUUUGGAGUUAUACAGGAGAGAAACUGUAGAUUGCAUCUUGAAGCUCACCAAUAAUAUACGAGAUGUUAAGGUUUGACACUGUAAAAAACAUUUUUAAAAUUUUUGUUGAAGCCCACUUGAUAGAGACAGACCAGUCUCUCCUGCACCCAGUAAUGUUUCCAUGAAAAGUGACUGGUCCAAGGACAACCCUCCCAACUUCAGUGAAGGAGAACCAGGCCCACUUGAUAGAGACAGACCAGUCUCUCCUGCACCCAGUAAUGUUUCCAUGAAAAGUGACUGGUCCAAGGACAACCCUCCCAACGUCAGUGAAGGAGAACCAGGCCCACUUGAUAGAGACAGACCAGUCUCUCCUGCACCCAGUAAUGUUUCCAUGAAAAGUGACUGGUCCAAGGACAACCCUCCCAACGUCAGUGAAGGAGAACCAGGCUCACUUGAGAAAGACAGACCAGUCUCUCCUGCACCCAAGAACGUUUCCAUGAAAAGUGACCAGUCCAAAGACGACCCUCCCAACUUCAGUCCAAGAAAACCAGGCCGGAUCCAGUCACAGAAACCAGUGCCCAGCAGAGCUACCGGGAUCCAGUCUGAGGAUGACCCACUUAACGUCACCAAAGAUUUAGAGAAAGAUGCCAAACACGAACUCACAGCACACCUGAAGAGGAGAAUCCUCGAAGGUUAUGAAGAGCAGUGUCAACAUGAGUGUCACACAGACCUCUAUAAGAUAAAAACUGUCAAAGGAAAGGAGGAUAAACAAACACUUGUAAAAAGCUACAAUGAAAUAUUUGGAUCUUCAUUGAGAAACAAACGAACAGUGAUGAUGAAGGGAGUGGCUGGUAUUGGUAAAACAUUUAAAACAAGGAAGCUCAUGGUUGACUGGGCAAAAGGAAAAUCCAACACAGACAUAGACUUGAUAGUACCAUUUGAUUUCAGUGACCUGAAUUCAAGAAGAGAUGAAGAUCAAAGUAUGGAAGAUCUGCUAAAUUUUUUCUUUAAUGAUAUCAAGCAACAAACAGUUCCCACCUAUGACAAGUAUAAAAUAGCUUUCAUACUUGAUGGCCUUGAACAAUGUCAACUUCAUCUUGACUUUGACAUCAACAAGAAGCUGAAUGAUAUAAAGGAGCGAACCUCCAUGGAUGUGCUGCUAACAAACCUCAUCAAGGGGAAUUUGCUUCCCUCUUCUCGUCUCUGGAUCAUCUCUCAACUUUCAGGAGUCGACAAGAUUCCUGCCCAAUAUAUUCAGAGAGUGACAGAAUGUCGAGAGACCGAAGAGGCCAUUAAACAGAGACUCAGAGCACACCUGAAGAAGAGAAUCCUCAAGGAUUAUAAAGAUGAAGAGAGUCAACAUGAGAGUCACACAGACCUCUACGAGAUAACAACUGUCAAAGACAAGGAGGAUAAACAAACACUUGUAAAAAGCUACAAUGAAAUAUUUGGAUCUUCACAGAAAAACAAAGUCCGAACAGUGCUGAUGAAGGGAGUGGCCAGUAUUGGUAAAACAUUUAAAACAAGGAAGUUCAUGGUUGACUGGGCAAAAGGAAAAUCCAACAAAGACAUAGACUUGAUAGUACCAUUUGAUUUCAGUGAGCUGAAUUCAAGAAGAGAUGAAGAUCAAAGUAUGGAAGAUCUGCUAAAUCAUUUCUUUAAUGAUAUCAAGAGACAAACAGUUCCCGCCUAUAACGAGUAUAACAUAACUUUCAUCCUUGAUGGCCUGGAACAAUGUCAAACUCAUCUUGACUUUGAAAACAACAAGGACCUGAGUGAUAUAAAGGAGCGACUCUCCAUGGAUGUGCUGCUAGCAAACCUCAUCAAGGGGAAUUUGCUUCCCUCUGCUCGUCUCUGGAUCAUCUCUCGACCUUCAGGAGUCGACAAGAUUCUUCCUCAAUAUAUUCAGAGAGUGACAGAAUGUCAAGAAACCUUGAAGCGCCGACAGGACCUAGCAUCAAGCCUGAGAAAAAGAUUUAAUAGAAACUUCACUCAAGACACCAAUCAUCCUAACCAGAAGAACACAGAACACAUCAUUAGAAAAGUCAGCACAGAUAAGUUCAAUGAUGAAGACAAAGAUGGGCAGACUGUGCCAAAAUCAGUCACAAAAGUCAUUGAAGUAUCUGAAAUCUUCAAAGAUGAAAAAGGAAAAACAAUCAGAACUGUGCUGACUAUCGGAGAAGCUGAUAUUGGAAAAUCCUUCCAUGUGCAAAAACAUAUCAAAGAGUGGGCUGAAAAUAAGAGUUCAUUUUUCACUUGGUUGAAAGCUUCAGCAAACACCGCCAUGGGCAGAGCCAAAGAUGAAGAACUUAUAUUUCCACUUACCUUCUCUAAGCUUAAGUUGAUAAAAGAGAGAAAAGUCAGUUUGGUGGGACUUCUUAAUCAUUUCUUCAAGGAAACCAAAGAAUAUGUCAUAUCUAACUAUGCACAUUUCAGAGUUGUAUUUGUCUUGGAUGGAUUGGACACUUCUGAACUUCCUCUUGACUUCAACAACAGCGAUGUCUUGACAGAUGUCAGAGAGCCGGCCUCAGUGGAUGUGCUACUGACAAACCUCAUCAAAGGAAACCUGCUUCCUUCUGCCCAGCUCUGGAUAACCUCCAGACCUUCAUCUGCUAAACAGCUGCCUGAAGACUCAUUUGACAAGGUGACAGAAAUACGAGAGAAGCCUGAUGUCAGAUGUCAACGGAAACUAAAAUCUCAGCUGAAGGAGCAAUUUGCCCGGGUGUCUGAGGGGAUUGAUAGGCAGAAAACAUCUGCUCUUCUGAAUGAGAUCUACACAGAUCUCUACAUCAUAGAGGGGGAGAGGGGAGAAGUCAAUGCUCAGCAUGAGUCCAGACAGGUUCAAGAGGCGAAAUACAAACCAGAAGAAACACCAAUUAAAUAUCAUGAUAUCUUCAGACCUGCAUCUGGAGAAAAUAAACCCAUUAGAACUGUGCUAACGAUUGGAGUGGCAGGCAUUGGAAAAACAUUUGCAUCAAUGAAGUACAUGCUGGACUGGGCGGAGGGUACAGCCAAUGAAAACAUAUAUUUCACAUUUCCACUUCCAUUCCGGGAGCUGAACUUGAGAAAAGAGGACGAACACAGUUUUGAGGAACUUCUUUAUCUGUUCUUUCCCGAUAUGAAGAAAUCAGAAAUAAAGGACUAUGACAAGUACCAAAUUCUGAUUGUCCUGGAUGGCCUGGAUGAAUGUCGCCUUGAUCUUAACUUCAGUGAAUGUAUGGAUUGGACAGAUGUGAGAAAGGUAACUUCAGUAAAUGUUCUGCUAGCAAACCUCAUCAAAGGAAACUUGCUUCCUAAAGCUCAAAUCUGGAUCACCUCCCGACCUGCAGCAUCCAGUAUCAUCCCUGGUGAUAAAAUUGACCGGGUUACAGAGGUCCGAGGAUUCAAUGAUGACCAGAAGGAGGAGUACUUCAGGAAGAGAUUCAGUGAUAAAGAUUUGGCAGAAAAAAUCUUGUCGCAUGUCAAGAAAUCAAGAAGCCUUUAUAUCAUGUGUCACAUCCCGGUCUUCUGUUGGAUCACUUCACAAGUUCUGGAGGACUUACUGAACCUGUCCCCAAAAAAAGAAGAAGAGAAAAUAGAAGAAAUAGAAGAGAAGGAAGAGAAGAUGCCAAAGACUCUGACUGACAUGUACAUACACUUUCUUUUGCUGCAAUGCAGACAGGCUAAUGUGAAGUAUGGAGAAGAGGGGACAAGUGAGAGUUCUGAAGCAGAUUCAUGCUGGAAUACAAGGAACAAGGAAACAGUCCUAUCUUUAGGAAAACUGGCUUUCGAGGAACUAGAGAAAGGAAACCUUCUCUUCACUGAAGAAAACGUGGCAGACUGUGGUAGUGACAUAAAAAAAUCUGCAGUUUUCUCAGGGUUGUUCACUCAGGUCAAACGAGAAGAAUGUGGGAUGAACCAGAAGAAGUUUUUCUGUUUUGUCCAUCCGAGCAUUCAAGAGUUUCUGGCAGCUUUUUAUGUCUCUCACACAUUCAGUAACAAAGGUAAAAAUCUGCUUGCAGACUCUCCUUCAUCAGACUUCUACAAGACAGCAGUGGACAAGGCUUUAAAAAGCAAAACUGGAGACUGGGAUCUGUUUCUCCGCUUCCUGCUUGGUCUCUCUCUGGAGACUAAUCUAAAUCUUCUGCAAGAGGUGCUGAAAAAGACAGAAAAUAACAAGGUGACAAACAAGUACCUCAAAGGGAAGAUCAAUGAAGAAAUCAGUGAUGCAGAUAAAACGAUCAAUCUUUUCCACUGUUUGAAUGAGCUGAAUGACCAUUCUCUUGUUGAAGAAGUCAAAAAGAAACUCAAGUCAAAAGAGUUUGAAAAAUGUUCUGCCUCCCAGUGGUCGGCUCUGACCUUUGCGCUGCUGAUGUCAGAUGAAAAUCUUGAUGUGUUUGAUCUGAAAAAGUACCUGAAAUCAGAAAAGGUUCUUCUGCGAAUGUUGCCAGUGGUCAAAGUCUCCAAAACUACUUUGCUGAGUUGGUGCAAGCUCACUGAGGAGUCCUGCAAAGGUCUAACAUCCUCAGUCCUCACGGCUGCAUCCUCUAACCUCACAAAUCUGGACCUGAGUCAUAAUGACCUGUUGGAUUCAGGUGUGGAGCUACUUGCCGAUGGCCUAAAGAGUGUACACUGUAAACUGGAGAUUCUCAAGCUGUCAGGUUGUCAGGUGACAGAGAAAGGCUGCUCUGUCCUAGCCUCUGCUAUCAAGUCCAACACAGCUUCUCACCUGAAACAUCUGGAUCUCAGUUACAAUCAUCCAGGAGACAAGGGGGAAAAGGAGCUCUCUGCUAUACGUGAUGAUUCAAAAAUGAAGCUGACGACACUGUGUUUGGACCAUUGUGGAGCGCAUCGGUUAAAGCCAGGAUUGAAGAAAUAUGUUGCAGACCUGAGGUUCAAUGAGGACACAGCAGGCAGGAGGCUUGUUCUUUGUGAAGGGAACAGAAAAAUCAAAACUGUACACAAGGUGGAGGAGAAGGCUGCACGACCUGAAAACGAAGAAAGGUUUAAGAGGUCUCAGGUGUUUUGUAAGGAGGGUCUGCAAGGUCUCUGCUACUGGGAGGUGGAGUGGAAGGGAACGGUUGGCAUUGCAAUGUCAUAUGGAGAGGUGGGUAGGAAAUGGGACAGAAGUGGUGGCCUAGGAUGCAAUAACAUGUCCUGGAGUCUGCUCUGCUCAGGCACUGGAUACACUGCCAUACAUGGAAAUACAUCCGAACCAAUUCAACUGUCUCUUUGCCAAAAAAUAGCAGUGUUUCUGGAUUGGGAUGGUGGCUCUCUGAGUUAUUACAGUGUCACAUCAGGAGAGCUGAGCCUCAUACACACCUUCCAUGCCAAAUUCACAAAACCGCUCUUCCCAGGCUUCUGGUUUAAGAGAGGCUCUGUGACUCUGUGUGAGAUAGAGUGAACACCUCUGAGAUGGGAAAAAGUGAUUGACUUGAUGCCUCACUUGACAUUUUUAUAGAUUAGCAAACUGCAUCAUUUCAGUACCAUAAUAUUAAACAUUACUAUGUUGUGCUGUUUUUCUUUAAUGUUCACACUAUAAGUCAUUAUUAACAUUGCAAAGGAAGAAAUGAAGUGAAACCACUGACUGAUGUUACGUUAACAAUAUGAUUGACGAAAAUAAAUACAAACUGUUUUAAAAUAAUUUUUUAUGCAAAACAUUUACAUCAUUGUCAACAUUAAAUUUUCACAAAUGUUUACUUACAAUGUAUAUUGUGUUCACAAUAUCAAUCAUUCUGAUACUUCAGAUGGCAUCAAUUUAAACACGCUCCUCUAUGGCUAGUUGCUUUGUGAGCUGAUAAAACCUGUGUACACGGUUUUUAAUACACUUAAUGUUUUUUACUUUAUUGUUUGCCUAAAUUGAUGAAAGCAUUAAUGAUUACCUUAAACUAGUCAGAAGCGCAGAAGUGUUUUUUUCUACAAAUGUUUUUCUACUAAAUUUUCAAAGAAAAUUAUUUCAUUUACAUUUUAAUCUAUUUCAUGUUUAAAUGUGCACACGUGGGUUAGACUGUAAGAAUGGAAAGUGUUAUAGAAAAACUGCCUCUAUGCUAACCCACAGUCUGUUUAUAGAGAACCACUCUACUACAGCCAUAAUAAGUUGUCACAAUUUUAUUUUUGUUUUUAUGUAAUGUUGGACAUGGCUGCCAGGGGGAUUUCAUUUUGGAUUAUUUAUGUGCACUCAUUGGUACAUUUACAAAUACUAUGUAAAAUAUAUUAAAGGUUGAAAUAUGCAGACUAA